Propithecus coquereli (Coquerel's sifaka) is the source of this 2642-nucleotide messenger RNA. RefSeq names its product GTPase, IMAP family member 6 (gene GIMAP6). The transcript is spliced from 3 exons. Gene Ontology annotation, molecular function: GTP binding. The coding region runs from base 63 to 764 and encodes 233 amino acids. The record is from RefSeq and is a predicted model, not a curated record. NCBI's taxonomy places the organism in Eukaryota, Metazoa, Chordata, Mammalia, Primates, Indriidae. Gene Ontology annotation, cellular component: cytosol.
UCUCUCGAGAGCAGUUCUCCGGCUGGGAUCUCUAGCUCCCGGAUCACAAUUUGCUGAAAAACAUGGAAGAAGAAGAAUACGAACAGAUUCCCCAGGACAAUCCUCCAGGAGAACUGUCCCAGGAUCCUACAGGAGAGCUGUCAGGAGGCGAGAGGGAGAAACAACAGUCCCCAAGGAGACUGCGGCUCCUGCUGGUGGGGAAAACCGGAAGUGGGAAAAGCGCCACAGGAAACAGCAUCCUUGGCCGGGAGGUGUUUGAGUCCAAGCCCAGCGCCAGACCCGUGACCAGGUCCGCCCAGACAGGGAGUCGGGAGUGGGAUGGGACGGAACUUGAGGUGAUCGACACGCCCGACAUCCUGUGUCCGCGGGGACAGCCGGGCGCGGCCGCCGUGUGCCAGGUUCUCGCCGCCUGCGCCCCGGGGCCGCACGCCGUGCUGCUGGUGACCGAGCUGGGCCGCUUCACGGAGGAGGACCUGCGCGCCGUGACGCGCCUGCGGGAGAUCCUCGGGGAGGACGUCCUGGCUCACACCGUCCUGGUGUUCACCCGAAAGGAGGACCUGGACGGCGGCUCCCUGGACAGGUACCUGCAGGAGACCGACCACGAGGGCCUGGCCCAGCUGGACUUGGAGUGCUUGUGGCGCCACUGCGGCUUCAGCAACCGGGCCACGGCCGCGGAGCGGGAGGCCCAGCUGCAGGAGCUCAUGCGCAAGGUCGAGGAGAUCGUGUGGGAGAAUGAGGGCUGCUGCUACCGCAGCGCGGCUUAGCAACGCGCCCGGCAACGCCCUCUGCUCAAAGAAGUGCAGCAGAGACAGCCAGCCCAGGGCCAAGGCGAGUCCCGGCUGGAAGGAAGGGCUGUGCCGGAUUCAGAGGAAUCAGAAAAUUCACCAGCGCCUGCUAGGGAGGGUUGACCCUUUGAGCCUGUGCUGGACUUGAGCCGGGGACUCCCUCAGCCCCUGCACCCCUGUGCCCGACCCCUGUUGCUCUCUCUAUUCCUUGGAGCGCUGCGCAGUCUCCAGGCCAUAGCGUCUGGCGUGGUGAGAGAGGAAGGGGGCUGGAGGAUGGGGUCCAGAGUGCCCAGCUCACAUCCCAGGUCCUUCAUUCCUUCUUCCAGAACAUUUGGGGCCUCCCCGCUCUGUGCUCCAGAAGCAUACUGCCCGCAUAUGGGGCCUUCCAUCUCAUGGUAUUGCAUUUCUUGGGGGUACUUGUCUGUGCCAUGAUAGAACGCAAGCUUCUUGAGGGCAGGCCUGUGUCUUUUUCUUCCUUGUGACUCCCACAACUUCCUGGCCAAGGUUGACCCAGCAACUCGGUGUGAGCCAUUGACCAGGUGACUUUGCAGCUCUUGCCCUUGCCUGCGAAGGGAGCAGGCACAGUGACUGUUAAGGCGCCUUCUGUGUCCUUUGGGUAGAGUUGGCGGUGCCUCUGAGACGUGGGGAGGAAGGGAUCCUGGGCUGGGGAGGAGAGGGAGCAGGAACAGGGAAGGGGCAGGAGGAGCAGCCCUUUUAUUCACUCUUCAACAGUCACAAGCAAGUCCCCUGGGAGCUUCCUAAUGGCAAAGAUGAGUAAAGUCAGGGGCAGGGUAUUCAGCAAGGCAGGCCCUGGUCAAGAAGGUGGACCCCAGCCCUGGCUACAGGACAUGGAGGCCCCUAGAGGUGCCAGGUGGCUUACAUUGAGGAGGGCGUACAUCUGGUACUUCCCCUUCUCCCUGAGCUGCAGGGCCCUGUCGCCAUGUCUGCCUUCUGGUGUCAGAGGCGAAGCUACUCUCAACCUGCCUCCUCUUGCCUGCAGCCCCACCCUCUCCCUUGGCAGUGGGGAGAGUGUGGGUGGGGUGAGUGUCUGAGUGGGCCAGUGGGGUCCCUGGCAAGUAUUUGUGGGGGCUGAAUGGGAGGAGACAGGGAUGAAAGGUGCAAAGAAAGCAGUUGAAUGACUUAAACAUCUUGUGGGGCAGCUUGCAUGGUUUAUGGGAGAACUCUGCAGCCCAUGGGUGUCUUCCUGGAAGGCUGUUCCUACAGACAGGGCCCAUAAAAGCAAUACUGUACAGAAUGGAAAGGGAACAGGAUGUUAGCCUGGCUCUGGCCUCAGAUAGGAAGCUGUCUGCCUGUGUGAGGAAGCUGAUGCACCUCAGAUGCACCUCAGCCUCUUUGAGGUUCAAGAUGUUCCUGGGAAGUUUGAUUAAUGGAUGGGAGGAGGAUAGGAGGAAGUGGGAAAAUGCCUCCUAAUAUAGCCGUCUUCAAGCUGAGUGGCAGAGGAUCUCUGUGUAGAUACCUUCUCCUGGGAGGGAUGGGAAGUGGAGGUGGUGGUGACCGUGCUGGGGGACGGUCAGAAAUCAAGAGGACGCAGCGUCAGAUCUGUCUGGAUGCUCAUCUGCUGUCUGACAUCCUGCGGCCUCCCGCUCUGAAGCCCACCACCCGUCUUCCCCAGACGCAGCAGACGCCUGAGAAAGCUUAAGUAUUUCUUUUGCUGAAAGAUUCAGAAAAGUGUCUCAAAGCAGAACAGAGACAUAUUUUGGUGUAUGCUAAGAUAGCCUUUGUACCACAACCAUUUAUUAAAUAAGUGAUUGAUUGCUCACUGAACUGAAAAUGCAACAUUUAUCAUGUAUUCAAUUCUCAUACUCCCUAAGAUUUAUGUCAGAAUGUUCAUUUUAG